UCACUUCUCUCUAUCUCUCUCUCCAUCUCUCUAGUAUAUGUACUGGACUAUGAAGCAGCAGUUAGCCCAUCACACAGUCAAUGGCUGUAACGUCAGACCUGGAGACCUGCUGGCCUCAGGAACCAUCAGUGGACCGGAGCCAGACAGUUUUGGUUCUAUGUUGGAGUUGUCAUGGAAGGGUUCUAAGACCGUGGACUUGGGAGGAGGAGAGACAAGAACCUUCCUAAAGGAUGGAGACGAGGUCACUCUUACAGGUUACUGUGAGGGGAGUGGGUAUAGGGUUGGUUUCGGACCGUGUGUGGGGACCAUUCUACCAGCCCUGUAACCCUGAGAAUCAUCCACCCUCAAUGUCUCUUCCAUCCGGUGGGGGAGAGGCUGUAAAGUUACCCUUUCCCAACAUUGUUACUGAAGUCCUUUAAAGGGACGAUCUGGGAUUUUAAAAACAACAAAGCAGUCGGAUGGAUGUACGUACCAAUCCAGGAUUGACCCUUUAAAUGUUCAUUUUUAAUGAAGGAUUCUUGUUUACCAUUCCAAAGUAUUGUUGCCAGAAACAGUGUUAUAUUCCAUAAUGUUGUAACUAUGUGGUUUGGGACCUGACAUGUAAAAGAAACGGAUGAAUCUUUUAA
This is a messenger RNA of Coregonus clupeaformis (lake whitefish), 626 nucleotides long. RefSeq names its product fumarylacetoacetase-like. Gene Ontology annotation, molecular function: fumarylacetoacetase activity. NCBI's taxonomy places the organism in Eukaryota, Metazoa, Chordata, Actinopteri, Salmoniformes, Salmonidae. The record is from RefSeq and is a predicted model, not a curated record. Gene Ontology annotation, biological process: L-phenylalanine catabolic process; L-tyrosine catabolic process; homogentisate catabolic process. The coding region runs from base 38 to 325 and encodes 95 amino acids. The transcript has 3 exons.